CCGGUGACAGCAAAGGAGUUGGAGGAUGCUCUCAGCCGAAGGGUGUACAGAGGCGCCAUCAGUAUCCAGCACAGUGAGCCACCCCUUGGUGCUGCCAGGAAGUAUUUCUGGGGUGAAUGUGGAGUGACUGACCAUGUGGACACUGUCUUUCCAGAGUUUCUUGGAGUCUCUGUGGAGUCCCUGGACCAGACCCCAUAGUGAAGGCUGCAGGAUCUUCCUUCAGGCCUCUGCUGUUCUGGUUGAGCCCACAGGUGCCCGCCUGGCCUUAGGUUCCUGGGAAGAGCAGAGUUGUCAGCAGGAGAGCCUGAGGGCUGAGACUCAGGAGGAACAUGCCAGCCAACCAGAACUCUCCCCAGUGGACCUCAGUCCUGGCUGCAGAGGAACAUGGCAGGUUGUGUGAGGUCUCAGUGUCAUUUGAGGAUGUGACUGUGGACUUCAGCAGAGAAGAAUGGCAGCACUUGGACCCUGCUCAGAGGCGCCUGUACUGGGAGGUGACACUGGAGAACUAUAGCCACCUGCUCUCAGUUGGGUACCAACUUCCCAAACCAGAGGUUAUCUUCAAGUUGGAACAAGGAGAGGGACCAUGGACGUUGGAGGGGGAAGCCCCACAUCAAAGCUGUUCAGAUGAGGAUAUUGGGCAAACUCCACAACAGAGAAUUUCUGGAGAAGUUUCAUUCCACUGUGAGAAAUUCGGUCAAUUCAUAGAAGACUCAUUGUGUUCCAUUUUGGAAGAAGUAUGGCAAGAUAAUGACCAGCUAGAGAGAUAUCAAGAAAACCAAAAUAACCCUGCAAGUCAUUUGAAAGUAUUCAUUAAAGAGAGGGGCUACAAAUGUAAAAACAUUGAAAAAAUAAUUCAUGUGAGUUCCAAGCUUGUUCCUUCAAUUAAAAGACCCCAUAACUGUGACACAUUUGGAAAGAGUUUGAAGCAUACUUUAAACUUACAUAAUCAUAAUAAAAGCAAUGCAACAUUGAACCUUGAUAAGAUUUUUGGAAAUGGCAACAAUUUUGCCCAUAGCUCUUCCUGUACUAAGGAUGAGAAUGCUAAUACAGGAGCAAAUGCUUGUGAACACAAUCAAUGUGGAAAACAUCUUUGCCACAAACAAGUUCUCAUCCACCAUCAGAAAAUUCAUACUGGGGGGAAACUUUAUGUAUGUACUGAGUAUGUAAAGAGCUUCAUCCAGAAGUCAGAUCUCUUUGAGCGUCAGAUAAUCCAUGCUGGAGAAAAAUCCCAUGAAUGCAACAAAAGUGAGAAAGUCUUCACUCAGAAGCCCCAGAUUGAUGUAGCUCAAUGUGGGAAAACCUUUACUCUGAAGUCAAACCUCAUUACACAUCAGAAAAUUCAUACUGGGCAGAAACCCUACAAGUGCAGUGAAUGUGGAAAAGCCUUUUUCCACAGAUCAUAUCUCUUUAGACAUAUGAGAAUUCAUACAGGAGAAAAACCUUAUGAAUGCAGUGAAUGUGGAAGAGGCUUCUCCCAGAAUUCAGACCUCAAUAUACAUCAGAAAACUCAUACUGGAGAGAAACUCUAUGCAUGCAGUGAGUGUGGGAAAGCCUUCACAAGAAAAUCAGCACUCAGGAUGCAUCAGAGAAUUCACACAGGAGAGAAACCCUAUGUAUGUACUGAAUGUGGGAAGGCCUUCAUCCAGAAAUCACAUUUCAAUACACAUCAGAGAAUUCAUACUGGAGAAAAACCUUACGAAUGCAGUGACUGUGGGAAAUCAUUCACUAAGAAGUCACAACUCCAUGUGCAUCGAAGAAUUCACACAGGAGAAAAGCCCUAUAUAUGUGCAGAAUGUGGAAAGGUCUUUACUCAUAGGACAAAUCUCACUACACAUCAAAAAACUCAUACUGGAGAGAAACCCUACAUGUGUGCUGAAUGUGGAAAGGCUUUCAGUGAUCAGUCAAAUCUUAUUAAACACCAGAAAACUCAUACUGGAGAGAAACCCUAUAAAUGCAAUGGCUGUGGGAAAGCCUUCAUAUGGAAGUCACGCCUCACUAUCCAUCAGAAAUCUCAUAUUGGAGAGAGACACUAUGAAUGCAAUGAAUGUGGGAAAGCCUUUAUCCAGAAAUCAACACUAAGUGUGCAUCAGAGAAUCCAUACAGGAGAGAAACCCUAUGUUUGUCCUGACUGUGGGAAGGCCUUCAUCCAGAAAUCACACUUCAUUGCACAUCAUAGAAUUCAUACUGGAGAGAAACCUUAUGAAUGCAGUGACUGUGGAAAAUGCUUCACUAAGAAGUCGCAACUCCGUGUACAUCAGAAAAUUCACACAGGAGAGAAACCAAAUAUAUGUGCUGAAUGUGGAAAGGCAUUCACUGACAGGUCAAAUCUCAUAACACACCAGAAAAUCCAUACUAGAGAGAAACCCCAUAAAUGCAAUGACUGCGGAAAAACCUUCACCUGGAAGUCACGCCUCACUAUCCAUCAGAAAUCUCAUACUGGAGAGAGACACUAUGAAUGUAGUAAAUGUGGGAAAGCCUUCAUCCAGAAAGCAACACUAAGUAUGCAUCAGAUAAUUCAUACAGGAAAGAAGCACUAUGCUUGUACAGAAUGUCAGAAGGCCUUCACUAACAGAUCAGAUCUCAUUAAACACCAGAAAACUCAUAGUGGAAAAAAACUUUAUAAAGGCAGUGACUGAAAAAGCCUUCAUCUGGAAAUUAUAACUGGGUAUGCAUCAGACAUCUCAAUGGGGAAGAGAAGUACCUGAUGCUGCAAUCAUUGUGCAGGGAAAGUAGAUAUGACAGACUACAGGUGAAAUGAAUAGGAGGCAAACAAAGCCAAGUAUCCCCCAAAUCCAAGUAACUGCAUCACCACAGUUAAUACACAAUUAUAUGUGUAGGGAGACUCUUUGAUAAA
This is a messenger RNA of Miniopterus natalensis, 2854 nucleotides long. RefSeq names its product zinc finger protein 41 (gene ZNF41). Gene Ontology annotation, biological process: regulation of DNA-templated transcription. The record is from RefSeq and is a predicted model, not a curated record. NCBI's taxonomy places the organism in Eukaryota, Metazoa, Chordata, Mammalia, Chiroptera, Miniopteridae.